AUGAGACCUGUGCUCCUGCUUCUGCUGGGCGGCAUUAUUUCCUCAUCUGGCCUCUACGCAAACGGCGAGCAUGGGUACCAAGAGGCAUUGCGAAGUGAUGGUAGCAAAGCUGAAAGUGGAGGUGACGUCACAAGUCAAGGCGAUGAUGUGGGAGAGCCGCUCUUCCUGACGCCUCUCAUUGAAUCUGGAAAGUAUCAAGAAGCCUUGCAUAAAAGCAGAGUAGGCAAAAUCGGCAGUAUUCCAAAUGUGCUCAGCUACUCGGGAUUCAUUACCGUCAACAAGGACCUGGGCAGCAACCUCUUCUUCUGGUUCUUCCCUGCCAUGGCACUGGCGUGCUGGAAUUGUGUGCAUUCUUUUCUUUUUUUAAUUUUUUCCUCGCAGGAAAGCCCCGAGAAUGCGCCCGUGUCGCUGUGGCUUCAAGGGGGACCCGGAACAUCUUCUCUUUUUGGACUCUUCGUCGAGCACGGUCCUUACUUUGUGGACGAGAACGGCGUCGGGCAGCUGCGUCCAAUCACGUGGACGCGCACCAUAUCGGUUCUGUACGUGGACAACCCGGUGGGCACCGGCUUCAGCUUCACACAGAACGAAAGGGGCUACGCGCGCAACCAGUCGGACGUGAGCCGGGACAUGAUUGAAAUGCUGCAACAGUUCUUCACGCUGUUUAGUAACUACUCCUCCAAUGAUUUCUACCUUUCUGGGGAAUCGUACGCUGGUGAGUGCUGGUUUGAAAAAGUUUGAAUAUUAAUCAUAAUGACAACGAAGGCGGAGAGGGCUAAGAUUGUGUGCAUGCACCCAAGUGGGCAGCUAAUCACAUUGAGGUCUGCAA
Messenger RNA from Dermacentor andersoni, 826 nucleotides. Lineage: Eukaryota; Metazoa; Arthropoda; Arachnida; Ixodida; Ixodidae. The record is from RefSeq and is a predicted model, not a curated record.